This is a messenger RNA of Drosophila ficusphila, 1225 nucleotides long. RefSeq names its product negative elongation factor E (gene Nelf-E). The record is from RefSeq and is a predicted model, not a curated record. Gene Ontology annotation, biological process: negative regulation of transcription elongation by RNA polymerase II. The transcript is spliced from 4 exons. Gene Ontology annotation, molecular function: RNA binding. NCBI's taxonomy places the organism in Eukaryota, Metazoa, Arthropoda, Insecta, Diptera, Drosophilidae. Gene Ontology annotation, cellular component: NELF complex. The coding region runs from base 109 to 951 and encodes 280 amino acids.
CUCUUGCUUGAGUUACCCAUCUCUAACUGUCUGGCAAAGCGGCGAAAAAUAAACAAAAUAUUGGAAAUUGGAUAAUUGCUGGGUUUAACAAGCUAAACCCUUCCUAAAAUGGUUUACAUUCACUUUCCCACCAAUUUAACUGAAGAGGAGCAAAUGCUCCAGGCCAAGUACCAAAAACUCAAAAAGAAGAAAAAGGCUCUGCAGGCGCACAAGGCUCCAAAGCCGGAGCCGGAGAGCUCCUUGACUCUGAAGCGUCCUACAGAUGCUCGAGAUGCACGCGAAGUGGCCCGAAAACUGAUCAAAAGUGGUGCCAUUCCCGCCAUUCAGAAGCAGACUAAACAGGAUCAGACCUCCUUCAAGCGGCCCAAAGGACAGGAAAGGGCCAAGCGGUCUACUUCGGAGACGAGCGUCGCCUCCUACCAACCCUUCUCCUCCACCCAGAAUGACGUGGCCCAGGAGACAAUUAUCAGCGAGAUCAUCAAGGAGGAGCCUCGUCGGCAAAAUCUCUACCAGCACUUUGCCACUGAACGGGAUCGUGAAGAGCGUGGAAUGCCCGAGAAGGUGCCGAUGGACACCGCCCAGCCGGAGAAGCCACGGGCCGGAAACACGAUCUUCGUGUCCGGCAACAAGGUAACUGAGGACUUCCUGAAGAAGACCUUCAACGACUACGGCACCAUAGUCAAUGUUUCCAUGGAGAUUGAAAAGAGUCGUGGCUUUGUUUCCUUCGCCAAACCGGAGUCUGCUGAUCGAGCUAUUGCAGAAAUGCAUGGCAAGAACGUGAAUGGCAUUAAUUUGCAGGUGCAGCUGGCUAGACGUCAGCCCCAGAUUGAACCCAUUAACGAUGCCUCCUCGUCUGCGGUCUGGUCAUCCAUUGCUGCUAGCAAAUCCCAAAAGGGCAGCCACAAGGAUCACCGCGAGAUGGUUCAAUACGAUGAGGACUUCUUGCUUUAAAGCGCCAAUAUCUUUAGAAGUUAGUUUUUAGAUUUAGCUUUCAACUUUCACCUUUUCACCUUGGUAAGAAAACACAAAUUUCUUUAUUUUAUAUCAUUUUGCUUUAUUGAAAAUACGCUUCUAUAUAUUUAUGUAUAUAUGUUCACUUUCUGGCUAAGUACUCGCAUUUCAAUUUAUAACGUUCAAAUGAAUUCAAUGAAAAAGAGUGUAUGUUUUGUAUAUUAAUUCCUACAUUUUUGGUCUAAAUUAAACAACAAUUUGUUCAACAACUGAA